AUGGGCCUCUGCCUCGCUCGCCGGCCACCGCCCCUGGAUGAUGCUGACACUACGAAGGGCCUACGAAAGGCGUACAAGUUGGUGACAGAGAGCUACGUUGUUGCCUCUACAGUCUCCGUGAACUACUCCUGCAAAACGGCUAAUACCAUCUUUGUGAAGGCCAGCUGCUACAGAAGCCAACGAAAUACCCUCUCACCAUAUACAGUCAAGGCAGCGUUGUCGCUUCACGGAGACAUACUUGGCGGCCUUUGUGAGUGCGCUGCUGGCAAGCACGCAUGUAACCAUUUGCAAGCUGUGCUGAAGUUAGUGGCAUUACUUCAAGUUAAAGGAUACAAGGAAGCGCCAGAGCAUCUCUCAUCCACAGAUUUGCCGCAGCGGUGGAGAGUGCCAUGGACCAAUCCGCUUCGCCGAACAAGUCUGCAGCAGGUAGACUGGCGGAGAGUAGGGGAGGGCGGGCAAGAUUUGCCCCGCAGCUCUCGCCUGUAUAAAGGCAUUGCUGCAAACAAAGACCCGAAGCAACAGGAGGAAUACAUAAAGGCCUUUGCCGAUGCACUGAAAGAAAUUAAUGGUAUGCAGGAGUUCGCCAGCUUCCUCGACGCUGCAGACAGCUCAGACGUCACUGAAACAAAAUUUGGGACACGUUUGAAGGGCUGCCUUCUCGACUACCAACAGUCUAUGGUUCCUCAUGGAUUUACAGUCUUCAUAUCCAAAGAGCUAGAAGGGCCUCGGCCGCAAAUAUGGGGUAUAUGCAUCACCCCAGCGGAGGCGCAGGACCUAGAAAGGACGUCUAGGCGGCAACGAAACAGCCUAACAUGGCAUCAAGGACGUCUUCACCGCCUUACUGCAUUCAACUUCGAUUUGGUCCUGCACCGGAAGAAGUGGACAAAGAAAGGCUUGAUUAGUCUGACGACUCCGAAGGACCUGUCACGCGUUCAGCCCGACAGGUACGGCAUAGCUAACGAGAAAGACGCCCUCCUGAGGUACAAGGAUACCUUGACAACUGCGGGACAUCCUGUUGAAGUAUUCAACUGUGGCCUUUUUGUCGACCCGUCCAGGCUAUGGCUUGGAGCAACGCCUGACGCCCUAACAUUUCACCCUUGUCAACCUUUUCCAUGGGGGACAGUAGAGGUGAAAUGCCCGUACUCCCUCAGACAUGCCAUCAGAGAGGUUCUCCUUUCGGAAAACUUCUUCGUUGCAUUUGAUGAAGAUUGCCGACCUGAACUGAAAGUUUCCCAUGAACACUACAAGCAGGUGAUUGGACAGAUGGGGAUAACUCGCACACAGUGGGCAGACUUCGUUGUCUUCGGACCGCACUUUAUUAUAGUGCAGCGCGUGCGUUUCGCCGAAAAAUAGUGGAAUGACAUGGUUCAUGUGUUAGAGAAUUUUUAUUUUGACACUUUGCUCCCAUUCUUCGUACAGCAGGUGAAAACAUGAAUAUUGCAUGAAGAGCUAAACAUUUAUGCAAUAAAGGCAAGUAAGCUUUUGUAACAAACAAAUUUGUAAGGGUUAGCAGCAGUAAAGCAAUUUUUCCCACCAGUCACUCACUUUCGGUGAUCAAAGGGCUUUGCAUAUUGCUCAGCACGGCACACACUGACCAUACCUGGUUAAUCAGUGGACCCAGGGAAAGUGGUACUGCCCUAUCAAACAUGUGGUAGCAUUUGAUUCGUUGUAUUCUCCUUUCGACGUGAAUUCGGAGUGAAGCGAUUUCUUGUGUCCGCUGCACGUCAUCCUCCUCAAAUUGUUUUUGUGUCAAGAAAGGUGGCAGAUUCAGGCCGACCCCUUUUUCUUGAAGUAGAUCCUUGAUCUUAGAGCCCUUCUCGGCCAUGACAGUGUCACCGGGAGCAAACUUUAAGUCCGGAAAACCACUUCUGAUCAGAAUUUCGCGGUCGGAGAGCGACCUCAUGAAAAGUUCUGAUGCUAACGUAAGAAGACCAUUUGGUGCCACGCCAAUGAAGGCCUUAAACGUGUUCGCCGACUUGUAAGUUGAGUGCGUACCUGACUGCAAAACGAGGGAGCUAGGUACUUCACACUUCACCUCUGUGGCAUCGAUGAUCACCCUUGUGCUUGGGUACAGCUCCCGAAAUGCAGGAGGCAUGUGCCUGUCAAACUUACUGCCUGGCACCCACAGAGUAAGUUUUCCCAGCUGGAUGUACGUAAAAUUUAUCCAACCAGAAAACACUCUUGACACUGUACUUGCAGAAACACCGAAAAUAUGCCCGAGAUGCAGGUGGAAAAAUCCAGUUUUCAAUUUCAUCAGUGUGAGAAAAAAUUCUUCCGCAG
Molecule: messenger RNA, 2280 nt
Organism: Dermacentor andersoni
Lineage: Eukaryota; Metazoa; Arthropoda; Arachnida; Ixodida; Ixodidae
Source: RefSeq, a predicted model, not a curated record